CAGCGCGGUAACCCCGCCUUCCGCGAUCGCAGGGGAGGGGCCUGAGCGAGGAGCCCUAGAGCAGCCUUCUCUCCCCCGGAUGACGAGCUGCAGGAUAACAUGGAGUCGGGGAAGAUGGCGCCUCCCAAGAACGCUCCGAGAGAUGCCUUGGUGAUGGCACAGAUUCUGAAGGAUAUGGGAAUUACGGAGUACGAACCAAGGGUUAUAAAUCAAAUGUUGGAAUUUGCUUUCCGAUACGUGACUUCAAUUCUGGAUGAUGCAAAAAUUUAUUCAAGCCAUGCUAAGAAACCUAAUGUUGAUGCAGAUGAUGUGAGACUGGCAAUCCAGUGUCGGGCUGACCAAUCUUUUACCUCCCCUCCCCCAAGAGAUUUCUUACUGGAUAUUGCAAGGCAGAAAAAUCAAACCCCUUUACCGCUGAUUAAGCCAUAUGCAGGACCCAGACUGCCACCUGACAGAUACUGCUUGACAGCUCCAAACUAUAGGCUAAAGUCCUUAAUUAAAAAGGGACCUAACCAAGGACGACUGGUUCCACGGUUAAGUGUUGGAGCUGUUAGUAGCAGACCUACCACUCCUAGCAUAGCAACCCCACAAACAGCAUCUGUCCCAAACAAAGUGGCACCUCCAGUGUCAGUGACAAGCCAGAGAUUCACGGUGCAGAUUCCACCUUCUCAGUCCACACCUGUCAAACCAGUUCCUGCAACAACUGCAGUUCAAAAUGUUCUGCUUAAUCCUUCAAUGAUUGGGCCCAAAAAUAUUCUUAUUACCACCAACAUGGUUUCAUCACAGAACACAGCCAAUGAAUCAAACCCACUGAAGAGAAAACAUGAAGAUGAUGAUGACAAUGAUACUAUGUAAGAAAUACAGUGUAGUCUCUAUGCAUUUCAAAAUUGUAGUUGGUUCUGAAUCCAUAUACCGAACUAGAACAUUCUUGAUCUCAAGUUUUAUCUUAGAAAACUUAAAUGUAGCUGCAGUAUUUUUCACAUUAGUUUAAACUGUUAGAUUUCUUAAGGGUACCAAUGUUUUUUCACUAGGCUUAAAGUAUAAAAAGCUAAGUGCUUGUUUUUUAAUGGUUUCAUUAAUGUUGACUCCUGCUACAGUAAUUCUAUUUUUGGAAACAGCUUUCUGCAAUGUAUCUGAUGUAGCACUUAAGUGUCAGUUUCUAAGCCUGAUCAAUGGACUAAUCUUUAACAGCCUAAUUUCUAAUCUAUAUUUAAAUACUUCUUUUGAAGAUAAAAUAGUCGCUUCUGUGUCACCAGCUUUUUUGACCAAAUCUCUUAAUUAAGCAAACAUUUUUUGGAGGGGAUGGAUUUAGAGGGAUUCUGAAUUCAUUUUGAAUAUAUUUAAACUGUAACCUCCCACCUCCUCAGCCCCAUUUCUACAUCCUAUUCGUUUUCUGCACUACCUCCUCUCCACAGGCUUAGGUUUCUCCCUAUUGCUCUUAAAUUUAAAAGGCUAAAACUGGACCGUUAGCAAUAUAAUUCCUGAUAAUAUAGUUGUGUCAUUUUUAAAACCUGCUUCACAUGCCUAAUGGUCUGUGGUUUACUUUAACUGGAAGGUUUACAUUUGCUGUUUUUCUCUCCAUAUCAGAGCAGUUGUUUUAUCCCUUGCCUUUUAUGCCCGUUGAGCAUUCCUCUGCUUUUGACAGGUAGUUUCUGGGUCAGUUAAUGCAGUUUCAACCUUAUAUUCCAAGUU
Molecule: messenger RNA, 1692 nt
Organism: Bubalus bubalis (water buffalo)
Lineage: Eukaryota; Metazoa; Chordata; Mammalia; Artiodactyla; Bovidae
Gene: TAF9B
Product: TATA-box binding protein associated factor 9b
Exons: 7
Coding region: 100-855 (251 amino acids)
Biological process (GO): DNA-templated transcription initiation
Cellular component (GO): transcription factor TFIID complex
Molecular function (GO): RNA polymerase II general transcription initiation factor activity; protein heterodimerization activity
Source: RefSeq, a predicted model, not a curated record